This is a messenger RNA of Morus notabilis, 2135 nucleotides long. RefSeq lists its product as uncharacterized. Gene Ontology annotation, molecular function: exopolyphosphatase activity. Gene Ontology annotation, cellular component: cytoplasm. Lineage: Eukaryota; Viridiplantae; Streptophyta; Magnoliopsida; Rosales; Moraceae. The transcript has 9 exons. Bases 619 to 1470 code for a protein of 283 amino acids. The record is from RefSeq and is a predicted model, not a curated record.
UUCUUCCUCUUCUUCUUUUCAAACAGAUACAGAGCAGUGGAGAGCUUCAGCGGAGAAAUCAUAUCAAAGUCAGCCAGACACACUCUCAACAAAUCCGAGUCCUUCACCAGCCACGUCCCACCGGAUAAUUUUUCCAGCGAGUUAUCCUCUGCCGCGGCGGACCACAAAUGGUUCUCCAACAUCCUCAAGCCCCCCAAUCCCGACACGCCAACACCACCAUCACCGCAACCACAAUCACAAAAACAACCCCCAACUCUCUCCCGCCGCCAAUCGCUGUCCCGCAAGUCCCGGUUCCAGGCCGAUCCCUCCUCGCCACGCCCGCAGGCGAUCCCCGCCGCGACGGACCGGAACUUCCCCGGCCCAAAUCUGUUAACGGACCCGCACUUGCUCUCUCCGCCCAAGAACCUCGUCGAGUCGGCCAACCGGCGGUCCAUAAGGUCGUCCACUUGCUCCGUCGAGAAGAUCGUUUCGAAGCCCAAGCCAAACGGCGCGAGCUCCGAUCUCGGCGUUAAUGGCUUCCUCAGAGAGCGAAGGACCAAGCUUCGAAAGCUCUACAAUGGCGAAAGCGAUGCCAAGGCUAAAAUCGUACUCUCAGGGCCUUCGAACAGUACGAGCUCGAUGGUGGCGGCGAUAUGCUACGCGUGGUUGUUGGAGAACAAAACGAGAAAAGGGGAAGAAUUUGUGACUGUGCCCGUGAUGAAUGUGAAGAGAGGGACGAUGUGGAAGCUACGGCAGGCUUCUUGGCUCUUCUACCACGCCGGUCUUGACGUCGCGUCGUUGCUCUUCUCCGAUGAGAUCAAAGCAAAACGGAAUACUCCUGGAUUGAAAAAUGUGGACUUGGAAGGUCUAAUGAUGGCUAGAAAAUUAAGCAUGGUGGUGAUAGGGCAGGAUGUCCUCAGAAUCAAUGGAGAGGUUGGGUCUCAAUGCACUAUUCUUACUGAUAAUUACUGUGAAGAUGCCUAUGAUCUGCUUCAGACCCCAGUGCUGAAGAAACUUUUGCUGGCAGCUAUCUUGUUAGACACUCAGAAUCUAAAUUCAUCUACUCAAUUGUCUAUGACGAGAGAUGCAGAAGCUGUUCAGUUGCUAUCAGUUGGCCUAACACCGAAUUACAGAAACACCCUUUUCGAUCAACUGAUGCAAGAUCAAAGAGACGAUUCGUUUUUAGAGGCUUUGCGGGAGAAUUAUGGGAAAUCACCUAAUGAGAGUGGGCAUGAGACUGAGGAGCAUGUGGAGCGCAGAAUUUCAGAGAGAAAAUCACCCUCUAUUCGUCAUCCCGAAACUAUCAUUCAAAACUUGGACAAGAAAACUAAUGCAAAAACCAACAAAGUUUCACCAAAUUCUGCUAAUGCUAAACCAAGUUCAUCACUCCCGCAAGGUACUUCAGCACCGCAAACUAAAGCAACUCCCGAUGCAUCCCGCGGAAAGAACAAGUUCUUCCUCGCAAAGUGGUUUGGUUUUGGAUCAAAAUGAAGGCAAGUAUCUGUUUUUGAUUGCUAACUGUAAAACACAGAAAACCGGGAUUUUUCUAUUUCAGAACACCAGCUCAAAUUUAUUGUCUUGGGUUGCUGAUAGGUUCAACAAAAGGGAUGUUGAGCUUUUCCCAAAAUUUCCCUAUAGGAUCUCUACGUCUGCCUGCGGAUUAUUCUGAAAAAAGAAUCCACUGAUACGUAUACAUAUACACAAUAUCCUUCAGAGAAAGGAUUUGAUUUGAUGCCAUUGUAGCUCAAGGCCUAUUUAAUUCUCAAGAUUAAUAAAUUUUGCAUUUGUAACGUCACAGUUCGGUUAUUUAUACAAUUUUAGCAUUAGGUCUAAGGUUUGAUUCCGACUGAGUGCUAUCAAUUCCUUGAGGCGACAGCUGUGGACCAAAGACCACAUAUUUACACAAUCCAUAUGGAGGGGACCCCAUGGAUUAGUCGCGGCAAAGUCUCGGACACCUCGGUUAUCAAAAAAUUUAUCCAUGCAACUUUGUUUUAGUGUCACUAUUAUUGUUCCGGCAUAGAAUCUUGCUUGUAGCAUAGAAAUGUUUUUCUAGCGUGUCCACUCUGCUAGAAAUUUCUUAAGUAGUACAGCCAAACAAACAAUCCUUUUGGUGUAACUAUUGGCUCACAAGAUUGGAAGUGAAAGUAAAGAAAUUG